Echinostoma caproni is the source of this 564-nucleotide messenger RNA. Lineage: Eukaryota; Metazoa; Platyhelminthes; Trematoda; Plagiorchiida; Echinostomatidae. The record is from the annotation of a GenBank genome assembly.
AUGACACGAAAGCAUCUCACUGUGAUGGAAUGGGUGAGUCGGGGCUAUUGCAAAUCACUGGACUACUUGAUCAAAGUGGACGAUGACACUUUUGUGGACGUGUUCCAUCUGGUUCGAUUUCUAAAAACAGAACACCUGAAAAUCCCGAACAGCUUUUAUUGUUCGGCCACUUCGGGCGCAAAACCGGUUCGACCAGACAAGAAAACCUCAAGCAAAUGGGUGAUUACCAAACAAGAAUUUGCGAAAAAUGUGUUUCCGACCUAUUGUGAAGGUUUGGGGUAUAUUGUCGAGGCCGAUUUGGCACCUUAUCUCUACUGGUGCUCCCUGUUUACCCCCGCCAUCUGGAUCGAUGAUGUCUAUGUGACGGGAAUGUUGGCCGAGAAUCUGGGCUUCAAACGUCAGGAAUUUAUCCCCGGUCAUGCGUACAGUCGAGUUGGACCAAGCAAGCAGAAUGAAGCAAUAUUGGAUAACAUAUUCCUUACUUCCUACCACAGUGAAUUUUUACCAGAAACAUUUCGUCGUUUGUGGCAGACAGCGGUUGCUCAUAGUAUGGACAUAAGCUGA